Messenger RNA from Pelobates fuscus (common spadefoot toad), 933 nucleotides. RefSeq names its product olfactory receptor 11A1-like. NCBI's taxonomy places the organism in Eukaryota, Metazoa, Chordata, Amphibia, Anura, Pelobatidae. The transcript has a single exon. The coding region runs from base 1 to 933 and encodes 310 amino acids. Gene Ontology annotation, biological process: G protein-coupled receptor signaling pathway. Gene Ontology annotation, cellular component: membrane. Gene Ontology annotation, molecular function: G protein-coupled receptor activity; olfactory receptor activity. The record is from RefSeq and is a predicted model, not a curated record.
AUGUGUGAUGAUAACCAGACGGAAGCAGUAGAAUUUGUACUUUUGGGGUUCAGAGAACUUCAUAACUUCAAAAUACUGCUCUUCACUCUGUUCCUGCUAACUUACAUUGCGAUAAUGACUGGAAAUCUGAUCAUUAUACUAGUGGUGUCCACCAGCACACAUCUUAAUGUUCCAAUGUUUUACUUCCUAAAGCAUUUGGCCUUAACUGAUGUGAUAUUCACCACCAGCAUCAUCCCAUUUAUGCUCCAUGUCAUACUGGUGGGAGAGAGGACAAUGUCAGUUUAUGCCUGUAUAAUUCAGCUCCAUGUUGUUGGUGUUACUGGAAGUGCACAAUGCUUUCUUCUUGCUGUAAUGUCAUUUGAUCGAUACAUGGCUAUCCGUAAGCCUUUGAACUACACAUUAAUAAUGACUCCUAGACUUUGCCUGCUGUUGGUUGUCGGAUGCUGGUUAUCACUUCUUACUUUAGUUUCAAUUGAAUUGUUUUUUAUUUACCAAUUCAAAUUCUGUGGACGCAAUUAUAUUGACCAUUUCUUCUGUGAUUUUGCUCCUCUUGUAAAACUCACGAUUUCUGACAUAUCCAUCGUAAAGUUCACUGAUAUUUUUCUCAUAAUUUCUCUAAUGUUCAUCCCAUUUGUUUUUAUAAUUAUUACGUAUAUAUUAAUUUUCUUCUCCAUUAUGAAAAUUCCAUCUGUAACUGGAAGAAGAAUGUUCUUUUCCACUUGUAGUUCCCACUUGUCCUCUGUGUGCACGUAUUAUGUGACCAUGAUUAUAAUUUAUGCAGUUCCAUCAGGAGCAGAGUCUGAAAAUAAGUUCAGAACAUUAUUGUAUUUUUUAUUGACUCCACUGAUGAAUCCCAUAAUAUACAGUUGGAGAAACAAGGAAAUUAGGGGAGCUCUGAGAAAGUUACCUACAAUUGUUUUCUUAAAUUGGUGA